UAUGUGUCUUUAACCCAAUCACCACUAGUGAUUGGUGAACUUUAUUAAAUUACCGAUCGACAUUAAUACAUUACGCUUUAUUGUGUCAGUUUGUAGCAUAACCGAAUUGCCGCGUGACUGCUUAAGUGCGCGUUUAACAACCUGCCUAAUAUUCUACAUGCUCGUGCAACCGAACUUUUGGAAUAUUAUACGUAGUCAUGUUUUCUACAGCUAGAAUCAGUAACAAAUUGGGCCCUAAUACCAUACUGAAAUGGAUUUCGAAAAUCCAGGAAGGAAAAGGGAUAGCAUCAUUAGCGUCACUGUCAGAAACACAUCAAUUGUUGUACAAAACAUGCAGGGACUUUGCUGAAGGAGAACUUAAGCCUAUAGCUGCAAAAACUGAUCGUGAAAAAUUGUUUCCUAAAAAACAGAUUGAAGAAAUGGGCGAAUUAGGCCUUAUGGCUGUUUGUAUUCCCGAAAAUGUUGGAGGAACGGGUCUUGAUUAUUUAUCUUAUGCUAUUGCCGCAGAACAGAUUUCUAGAUGUUGUGCUUCAGCUGGUACUAUUAUGGCCGUGCAUAACAUUUACGUCAACGCCAUAAACAAUUUCGGUAACGAUAAACAGAAAGAAGAAUUCCUACGACCAUUUACGGAUGGGAAGCAAUUAGGUUCAUUUUCUUUGAGUGAGCCAGGACUAGGAAGUGACGCCAGUGCUGUGUCUACAAAAGCUACGAAAAAUGGUUCCAACUAUAUAAUCAACGGAACGAAAUCGUGGACUACGAAUGGUUUAGAAUCCAAAGGGUUAGUCCUAUUCGCAUCCACUGAUAAAUCAAAAAAACACAAAGGGAUCAGUUGCUUUUUAUUGAAAAAAGAUUUUCCAGGGUUUUUUGUGGGGAAAAAGGAAGACAAAUUGGGCAUACGAGGAUCGUCGACGUGCAGUUUAGUAUUUGAAGACUGCCCCGUACCCGAAGAAAAUGUCUUAGGCGAGUUGGGAAAGGGUUUCAAUUACGCGAUGAUAACUUUAGACGCAGGCCGCAUAGGAAUCGCCGCCCAAGCUUGUGGUAUAGCCCAAGCGUCAUUGGAACUAGCUGUCGAUUACGCUUCCAAAAGAAUCUCUUUCGGCGCGCCGAUCGCCAAAUUGCAAUCGAUACAGAACAAAAUCGCCGAUAUGGCGUUGAGGGUGGAGAGCGCCAGGCUUUUGACGUGGCGUGCGGCGCAUCUGAAAGACUCGAACACGUCGCACACAAAAGAAGCCGCCAUGGCCAAGUUGGCGGCGUCCGAGGCGGCCACGUUCAACGCGCACCAGUGCAUACAGGUGUUGGGUGGCAUGGGUUACGUGACAGACAUGCCGGCAGAGAGAUAUUACCGUGACGCCAGGAUAACGGAGAUUUACGAGGGCACGUCCGAGAUCCAGAAGAUUGUGAUCGCCGCUAACGUGUUUAAAGAGCAUGGAGUGUAGACAAGAAUAUAUGAGUGUUAUACCUAUUAUAUGAAUAUAUGUUUUAAUUUUUAAGCGUAUUUGAAAAAAAAAAUAUUUUAUGUCAAAUUCUAUGUGUACUGCUACUGUUUAACGAGCAGCUUACAACCAUUAUUAUUUACUAUACCUGAUAUGUGUAGGUAAGUAGUCUUACGAUCGACUUGGUAAUUAAGCUAUAGUAAGUGUCAAAGUGGUUCCAAAUUUCCAAUAUGGGCACCAUCCACUGUGUGUCUGUGUUGGCUUGUGUAGUUGCGUGCUGUUCCCUGUUACAGACCUCUGUUCGGAACACCUGCAGACAUUCAGCUCCUUUCAACUCUCAAACUACUUACUACAGACACUCUUGCUUGAAAACAUUUUAAUUACUAAUAUAAUACUGUUUUGUUAACUUUGUACAGUAUACUACCAUUUAAAAU
Molecule: messenger RNA, 1867 nt
Organism: Myzus persicae (green peach aphid)
Lineage: Eukaryota; Metazoa; Arthropoda; Insecta; Hemiptera; Aphididae
Product: short-chain specific acyl-CoA dehydrogenase, mitochondrial-like
Exons: 9
Coding region: 198-1436 (412 amino acids)
Biological process (GO): butyrate catabolic process; fatty acid beta-oxidation using acyl-CoA dehydrogenase
Cellular component (GO): mitochondrion
Molecular function (GO): flavin adenine dinucleotide binding
Source: RefSeq, a predicted model, not a curated record